This is a messenger RNA of Gavia stellata (red-throated loon), 2922 nucleotides long. It is a transcript of the gene AMOT, whose product is annotated as angiomotin. Gene Ontology annotation, biological process: angiogenesis; hippo signaling; establishment of cell polarity involved in ameboidal cell migration. Gene Ontology annotation, molecular function: signaling receptor activity. Gene Ontology annotation, cellular component: lamellipodium; cytoplasmic vesicle; bicellular tight junction. The transcript has 12 exons. NCBI's taxonomy places the organism in Eukaryota, Metazoa, Chordata, Aves, Gaviiformes, Gaviidae. The coding region runs from base 103 to 2835 and encodes 910 amino acids. The record is from RefSeq and is a predicted model, not a curated record.
CCCCAUGUGGCAGAACUGCUCCUCCUUACCAAGGAAGUCAAAGUGAAGGAAAUAGGUCAAGGGCAGCUUUUACAUUCCACCCAAAAGGCACCACAGUUUGAGAUGAGGAAUUCAGAAGAGCAAGCAGCUACGACAGUUUUACAGCGCCUGCUGCAGGAGCAGCUCAGAUACGGAAACCCAAAUGACAACCGUAACCUUCUUGCCUUACACCAGCAAGCCACAGGAAAUGCCCCCCCUUUCAACAGCACUGGGAGUCCAGCAUCUCAGAACGAAGGGCUGAGCUCCCAGGACCACCAGCUUGUGACUCAUGCUGCCCGUCAGGAGCCCCAGGGCCAGGAGAUACAGGUGGACAACAGCAUCAUGGAGAAGCAGCUCUCCCCGCGACUUCAGAACAGCGAGGAUCUCCCGACCUAUGAGGAAGCCAAAGUCCAGUCACAGUAUUUCAGGGGCCAGCCGCAUGCUAGUGUUGGGGCAGCCUUUUAUGUAACGGGGGUCACCAACCAAAAGAUGAGGACUGAAGGGCGGCCCACGGUUCAGCGGGUGAGCCCAGGGAAGGUCCACCAGGAUGAAGGACUUAAGGACCUCAAGCAAGGGCACGUCCGCUCCUUGAGCGAGAGGCUGAUGCAGCUAUCCUUGGCCACAAGUGGUGUCAAGGCCCACGCGCCUGUCACGAGUGCGCCGCUCUCCCCCCUCUCUCCACUUUCUCCUCAGCAGUCCAGCGACCCUUACAAAAAUUCUGGUUCCAAUGAGUUCUACAAGAACUCAGUGCAGCCCCCUUCCCAACCCAACAUGAAAGGAAUGGAGCAGCGGGGUCCUCCUCCAGAGUAUCCUUACAAAAACGUGUCCACCCCGUCUAUGAACUGCAAACCUCAGGACUCGGGACAUUUCUAUAGCGACCAUCGCAUGAGCCAGCAGGGAAGAUCUGACGGGCCUAUGAUGAGGUAUCAACAUCCCCCUGAGUACGGGUCAGUCAGGCAGAACCCAGAUGUGCAGCUGCAGUUACAACAGAGACCACCUCACCACCACAGCCCAACUUCUUCCUUGACAUCCCUGGGAUCUUUGACUUUGCUUCAGUCUCCACCACCAUCCAGGCUGUCCCCUUCCCAGCAUCAGCAAGCUCUGACUCCAAGCCAGGGAGAUCCUGGCAUCCUGCCACGGACCCAGCAGCCAUUCUUGUCAAACCAAGUCCAUCAGGGAGAUUUGUACCGACUAUGCCAGCCCUUCCUAGGCCCACAGCAGCAGCAAGGCGAUUCCUAUUCAGUUAUGUCCCGGGCUCAGCAGAUACCUUCCCCAUAUCAGCAGAUGCAAGUCGAUCCUUUUGCCAUAGUUUCCAGGGCCCAGCAGAUGGUGGAAAUCCUGUCAGAAGAGAACCGGUCUCUACGACAGGAGCUGGAUGGGUGUUAUGAGAAAGUAGCCCGGCUGCAGAAGCUGGAAACAGAAAUUCAGCAAGUUUCAGAGGCGUACAAAAACCUGGAGAAGUCAUCCUCUAAGCGGGAUGCCCUGGAAAAGGCCAUGAGAAACAAGCUGGAAGGAGAAAUUCGUAGGCUUCAUGAUUUCAACAGGGAUCUAAGAGAACGUAUGGAGACAGCCAACAAGCAGCUUGCGGAGAAGGAAUUUGAGGGGUCUGAAGACAAUCGGAAAACCAUCUCUCAACUCUUUGCACAAAACAAGGAAACACAGCGGGAAAAAGAGAAACUGGAAAUAGAACUGGCUGCUGCACGCUCCACCAACGAGGACCAACGAAGACACAUCGAGAUCCGAGACCAGGCCUUGAACAAUGCUCAGGCCAAGGUGGUGAAACUGGAGGAGGAGCUCAAAAAGAAGCAGGUCUACGUUGAGAAAGUGGAGAAGAUGCAGCAGGCCUUGGUUCAGCUGCAGGCAGCGUGUGAGAAACGGGAACAGCUGGAACACAGGCUGCGGACCCGGCUGGAGAGAGAAUUGGAAUCUCUCCGGAUGCAGCAGCGUCAGGGUACUUCUCAGGCUGCCAAUGUCUCGGAGUACAAUGCCACGGCGCUUAUGGAACUCCUGCGUGAGAAGGAAGAAAGGAUUCUUGCUCUGGAAGCUGACAUGACCAAGUGGGAACAGAAAUACCUGGAGGAGAGUGUGAUGAGACAGUUUGCUUUGGAUGCAGCUGCAACUGUGGCUGCUCAGAGGGACACAACAGUGAUAAGCCACUCGCCUAACCCUAGCUAUGACACCUCACUGGAAGCUCGCAUUCAGAAGGAGGAGGAAGAGAUCCUGCUUGCCAACAGGAGGUGUCUCGACAUGGAGGGAAGGAUUAAGACUCUGCAUGCGCAGAUCAUUGAGAAGGAUGCCAUGAUCAAAGUUCUGCAGCAGCGCUCCCGGAAGGAGCCUGGCAAGACAGACCAGCUCUCCUCAAUGAGACCCGCCAAGUCGCUGAUGUCGAUAUCGAACGCAGGCUCGGGCUUGCUGUCCCACUCGUCAACACUGAGCAGCACUCCCAUUCUGGAGGAGAAGAGGGAGGACAAGAGCUGGAAAGGCAGCCUAGGUGUUCUGCUGGGAACAGAAUAUCGCUCCGAAUCCAUUCCCUCCACCCCCUCUCCUGUCCUUCCUUCCACACCGUUGCUGUCAGCCCACUCGAAAACCGGCAGCAGAGACUGCAGCACCCAGACUGACCGGGGGAAUGAACAAAGCAAAGCUGCACCUUCCACUGCAGCUCCCACACCAGGACGACUCCCCAGCACCAGCCUGGCCUACAGUGCAGACAAAACAGAUGGGCCACUCUUCCACUCCAGCACUCUAGAAAGAAAAGCCCCUGUUCAGGCCAUGGGGCAGGACCUCCCAGAUGGAGAGAUGGUAGAAUACCUCAUCUGAAAGGCUGUACCAGGAUCUGAGCUGGGAUACAGUAGCAAGAAAUUUUUAAAAGACAUUUUUAUUGGGAAAAAAUUGUAGUACCUGAGU